AUGGGAUCGUGGCCAUCGCCCGAGGAGAUGGCUCGCCAAGGUCUUCGGACUGCCACGGGUCAUAUCCUCGAGAAUAUUGGCUUCUCAUCAGUAUCUGGAGAUUCACUUAAUGUACUCACUGAUAUUAUGCGUCGAUUCAUGAUCGAAUUAUGGUCUCGAAGUAAACUGCUAGCCGAGCAUGCUGGUCGUACGGAAAUAUGUCCCGAUGACAUGAACCUUACAUUUAGUAAGUUGAAAUUUUCGCCGGCGGAAAUGCGCGAUUACCUGCUACAGGUGGGAAAUGUUGGCCAACCCAAGCCGUUAUGCCAAUUUCCCGUUGCUCAUCCAAAUGCGAGACCUCUGUUCGCUCCUCAGCCAAGCGCUAAGGAACUGGAGGACCGACCUGAGCAUAUCCCACCGUACUAUCCAGCUGCUCAUCCAGAAUGGACUACAGAAGGUGCAGAUUACCUGGCCGUUAUGAAGCCAUCUACCUCUGUCGAGAAGAAGGGGGGUCCAGCAGAUUUUCCUGACUUUUCCAAUAUGGAUGCGAAAUCGCUAGGGUUAUUAAGACGUGGACAUGAAGAGCCUUCCUUCUUAGAUACUAGUAAGGAUCACAGUUCUGCCACCGGUUAG
Messenger RNA from Haemonchus placei, 612 nucleotides. NCBI's taxonomy places the organism in Eukaryota, Metazoa, Nematoda, Chromadorea, Rhabditida, Trichostrongylidae. The record is from the annotation of a GenBank genome assembly.